Messenger RNA from Spizellomyces punctatus DAOM BR117, 2273 nucleotides. RefSeq lists its product as uncharacterized. Lineage: Eukaryota; Fungi; Chytridiomycota; Chytridiomycetes; Spizellomycetales; Spizellomycetaceae. The coding region runs from base 127 to 1959 and encodes 610 amino acids. The transcript has 3 exons. Gene Ontology annotation, biological process: malate metabolic process; pyruvate metabolic process. The record is from RefSeq and is a predicted model, not a curated record. Gene Ontology annotation, molecular function: malate dehydrogenase (decarboxylating) (NAD+) activity; NAD binding.
AGACAAGCGAGAUCGGGCAAAACAUUGAUUACUUUGGACGCAUCCUCCAUUUCACGACUUGACAGGCAAUGAUAGACAUAUCUCUCCCAUACAAAUAGAACAAUAUCCUGUUUGGGUGAACUCAAAAUGCCAUCAGCUUGGGAUCGUUGCAAUGCUCAGAAUGACAUGCUGAUGAGUCACUAUAGUGACGUCUCAUCACCUUCACACUUGGGGUUUAACCUCCUAUCGGGGUACUCGUGCUCCUUGCACAUUCUUUUCUUUUUGCUUUUGCAAUUCUUAUUCAUGCCCAAACCCAAGUACAGAUACACAACGUGCAGCGACAGCAAGGAGGUUAUCCACACGACACUUGGAGCUGAUGAGAUCCUCAACCAUCCAUUACUCAACAAAGGGACAGCCUUUCCACGCAAUGAACGCAUCCAGUUGGGAUUGCAGCUCCUUCUCCCAGAAUCCGUAUUUUCUUUGGACGGCAAAGUAAAGCGGGCGUAUCGUCAGUUUCGCCAGGAAGAUUCAAUGCUAUUACAAAAUACAUUCAUGAACAGCAUGUUGGAUCAAAACAUGGUCUUAUAUUAUAGGCUCCUGAAGGAUCACUUGGAGGAAAUGCUCCCCAUCGUAUAUACGCCCACAGAAGCCAAGGCCAUUGAAAACUACAGCCGCCUCUUCCGUAGACCGCGUGGAGUGUUCUUGUCGUACCCAGACAGGGACAGAAUCAGCGAGUGGAUCCAAGAGGUUUUGCCCGAGUAUGCACCCGAUGGCGUUGACAUGAUUGUCGUCACGGACGGGGAAAUGAUUCUCGGCAUUGGAGAUCAGGGAGUCGGCGGCAUAUGGAUUUCCAUAGCAAAGCUGUCUCUGUACACUGCUUUUGGAGGAAUUCACCCCGCGCGGGUUCUGCCUGUAGUUCUCGAUGUCGGAACAAAUAACGAAAAGCUACGCAACGAUCCCUUGUACACUGGGUGGAAUCAUGAGCGCAUACGCGGGAAGGACUAUUACGACUUUGUGGACAGAUUUGUCAAGGCGAAACAGGAAUUCAUGCCUAAUGCCGUGCUCCAUUGGGAAGAUUUUGGAAAGGAGAAUGCUCGUGUGUUGUUGAACACGUAUCGCGAUGCCUUUUGUACGUACAAUGAUGACAUGCAAGGAACGGCUGUCAUUGUUCUCGCAAGCCUUCUCGCCGCUCUGAAACAAACCCAAACGACCUUCUCUUCCCACCGCAUCGUCAUCUUCGGUGCCGGAACAGCUGGCACGGGCAUCGCAGAUCUUAUCGCCGCCUAUGACCGCCAAGCCCAUGACCACAUCUACCUGGUCGACAAGGACGGGCUUAUCACCGUAAACUCAAACCCUACACUCACCCAACGCCCAUACGCCAAAAACACAGGUCCCAAAACCUUUGAAGAAACAAUGCGCACUGUCCGUCCUACCAUCCUCAUUGGCGUAUCAACUUCCACAGGGGCGUUCACAAAGGAUUUGGUUCAACAUAUGCCCGGCCCACACCCCAUCAUCUUCCCCCUCUCAAACCCCACGUCCCUUGCCGAAGCCGACCCCGCGGACCUCUUUUCUUACACAAACGGCACAUGCGUUGUCGCAACGGGCGGUCCAUCCCCGCCUGUGUCCUACGACGAAAGAACCUACCGCAUCGCAGAAGCCAACAACGCCUUUGCGUACCCCGGCAUUGGACUCGGUUGUAUCGUCUCCGGUGCAACGCGGUUGUCCGAUGCCAUGCUCAUUGCUGCUGCCAAGGCGAUUGCAGAACAUGCCCCUGAGCGUAGGGAGGAUGGGUUACUACCUGGCAUUGACGAGUCGCGGGCAGUGUCGAUGAGGGUUGCGUGCGCUGUUGCAGAAGAGGCGAGACGGGACGGUGUUGCAAGGAAGCUGGAUGAAAAGAAUCAUGUUGAAGAGAUGGUACGGAAAGCCAUGUGGGAACCAGAGUAUGUGCCCAUUGUGAAGGUGCCUGCCCUCGAUGAUUAAGUGGAGGUUAAGAAUGGUCAAUUGCAUUGACGCUUGAUUACCGUUUUGCCGACUGGAACAAGAGAUGAAAGCAUGUGGCACAACCUUAGUAUGGGUGUAUCUAGUUUGGCCUUAUGGGUAUGGUCUAUUGGCACAACCUUUUUUGAAGAAAUAACACUUGUUCACUUGUAGCUGCCGUACUUGCCUCUGUUGCCUCUCCUCCUUGAACUAAUUUUAUCUGCUAUCAUAUACUUCGGACUAAUGCCCUCAGCCUAAAAAUACGCGCGAGAUGACAUUUCUUUUAUCCACCUCCACAUUGACUCUUUCAGGUCUAA